Molecule: messenger RNA, 939 nt
Organism: Leguminivora glycinivorella
Lineage: Eukaryota; Metazoa; Arthropoda; Insecta; Lepidoptera; Tortricidae
Gene: lft
Product: protein limb expression 1 homolog
Exons: 5
Coding region: 52-855 (267 amino acids)
Biological process (GO): autophagosome maturation
Cellular component (GO): cytoplasm
Source: RefSeq, a predicted model, not a curated record
AGCGCAGCAGUCAGCGCGCGCUCGCCGCCGGCGCCGCACGUCCAUGUCGCCAUGGUCUACCCCGACUCGCGCUGGGGAGCAGACGCGUUAGCCCCCCUCUAUGAUGACGUCUAUCGAGCUGACGGCGUGCUGUCAACCGUGAACGUGGUGGAGGCUCUGCAGGAGUUCUGGCAGGUGAAGGCCGCGCGGGGGGGCGGCGCGGGGGCGCUCGUCAUCUACGAGUCUGUGCCCGCCGCCCACCCGCCGUAUGUGUGCUACGUCACGCUGCCGGGGGGCGCUUGCUUCGGUAGCUUCCAGAAUUGCCCGACCAAGGCAGAAGCCCGACGCAGCGCGGCGAAAAUCGCGCUCAUGAACAGCGUGUUCAACGAGCACGAAUCCCGCCGUAUUUCGGAACAUUUCAUCGAGAAGGCCGUGGCUGAGGCUCGAGCCAGCUUCGCGGGUGAUGCUGCCGCACAUCAAGACCCUAGCGCUGGCAUUGCUGCCUUCAGGUUCAUGCUGGAGGCAAACAAAGGGCGCACAAUGCUGGAGUUCCAGGAGUUGAUGACAGUGUUCCAGCUGCUCCACUGGAACGGUUCGCUGCGUGCCAUGAGAGAACGCCAGUGCUCACGCCAGGAGGUUGUCGCCCACUACUCCGCGCGAGCUCUCGACGACGCGAUGCGCGAGCAAAUGGCGCGCGAAUGGGCCGCGAGGGAGCGCGAAGCGGGCACCGGCGGCGUCAUUCGCGCGGAGCUCGCGCGAGCGGAGCGCGAACUCCGCUCCGCGAGGCUUGCCGCGCGGGAACUCCGCUUCCCGAAGGAGAAGCGCGAUAUCUUGACGCUCGCCGCUCGCCUUGCCCCGCCGCAGCAGCCACAGUGAUCUCAAAACUAUGUAUAGAACUGUUGUCCAGUGAAUGUCCAACAACUUGAUAUUCUCUUCAAUAAAUCGUUACGUAGUUUUCGA